AUGGGCACAUACCCUGCUGCUUCAAGCUCCUACGUCUCAGCUGUCAGAAUUGGAAAUGUUGGCGCAUCAUCUCAAAGCAGUGUUGCGUCUACUCUUGCGACAGUGGUUACCUCCGCAGCGUCUGCAUCAUCUGCAUCAUCUGCAUCGUCCACUUUGUCCACUGCAGUCGCCGCUUCCACCAGCUUGUGUCCAUCUUCCAACUUCACGUCCUUCGUAGACACCGCAAGGAACGAUUGGCAGAUUUUGUGUGGUUUUGACACAAGCCCCGGAUCGUUCGGCUCAACAUCUGCAAGCACCUUCCCCGCUUGUAUUGAAGCCUGCAGAACAACUGCGAAUUGUGCCGCUGUCACAUACAUCGGGACCAGUUGCUACUUCAAGACCGCCUUCGUCAGCCUAAUCACCAAGUCUUCAGCGAGCAGUGCGUUCAUCAUCAACCUCCAGAACUAUCCGGUCCCAGUGACCGGCAACAGCAGGGCAAGUUCAGGCUGUGGUGCCCCCCUGCUACCCGGAGUUCAGCUCGGAGGCACUUCUACCACUUUCCAGAUCACCUCAAAGGGUCAAGUCAGGUCGUUCAAUGUUCAUGUACCAACGUCAUACAAGAACAACAUGGCUGUGCCCUUGAUCGUCGCGUAUCACGGUCGGUCAAACACACAGCUCUCUGUAGAAAGUGAUUCAAAGUUGUCGAGCGAAACAUGGAAUCCAUUCGCUAUUGCUGUUUAUCCUCUUGGCGGUGAUCAACAAUGGCAGGGUGAUCCGGCAACUGUCGGUACAAACCCUUAUUACGACGAUUUGGCGUUCACGAGCGACUUGCUCGACUACAUCUCCAACAAUUACUGUAUCGACACAAGCCGCAUGCUUGCAACCGGUUUCUCAAACGGCGGAGGGUUUGUUGGAACUCUUGCUUGCGACCCGACACUCUCCCAACGAUUCAGCACUUUCUCGGUGAACUCCGGCGCAGAGUAUACCAACACCACCGGGACCUGCAACCCAACCUCCGUCCUCACGAAUACGAUUGUCCAGCCAAUAUGUUCGCCAAGUAGAUCAAACCUCCCGAUGAUCGAAUUUCACGGCGACACAGACGGCACUAUUCCCUAUCCAGGCGGAGCUCGACGGGGAUAUUGUCUGCCAACAGUACCGCAUUGGGUCACUGAUUGGGCAAUAAGAGAUGGUCUUUCGACCUCCAAUAUUACCACAUCGUUGGCGAGUGGCAAGGUGACUAAGUACGAGUUCGGUGCUUCUCAAGGUGUGCAGGGUUUGGUCACCCACUACAAGGUUGCUGGUUGGGGACAUUCUUGGGCAAGCAUCAACGCUGGCGCUCCAAUUGAUGCUACGCCCCUCAUCAUGGACUUCUUCUACAGCCAUUCGUAG
Molecule: messenger RNA, 1368 nt
Organism: Aureobasidium pullulans EXF-150
Lineage: Eukaryota; Fungi; Ascomycota; Dothideomycetes; Dothideales; Saccotheciaceae
Exons: 2
Coding region: 1-1368 (455 amino acids)
Molecular function (GO): feruloyl esterase activity
Source: RefSeq, a predicted model, not a curated record